AGCCCCUUGAGCCUUCUUAAUACCUUGCUGGACUGCGAGGAUGCCCAGGGGCUCACGAUGGAGCACGCCAUGCUGCGAGACCUGGAGGAGUCCUUGCAGAAAGAGGCAGGAGAGGAGGAGGAUGGGAAGCCCAGCGUUCUCGAGCAUAAGCCUGCUUCAGCCUGGACAAGCACAUUUUGGCCUGAAGACAGUGACAUUUUCYACGACGUCACCCAGAGAAACCAGAGGCUGAUACCAUUCUUGAGUCCACUUAUGGGCCCUGAGGCCAGGCCRCGCACAGUGGUGCUGCACGGUGCUGCAGGCGUUGGGAAAACYACGCAGGCCAAGAGGACUUUGCUGGACUGGUCGGAGUUCAGUCAGAGUCCUCUGCACUGCGCCUUCUACCUCAGCUGCAGGGAGCUCAACCGCAUGAUCCCAUGCACCUUCCCAGAGCUGAUCUGCAGGAACUGCCCCGAGAUGCAGGACGUCGCCCUGGAGGUCCUGACCCGAGCAGAGAACGUCCUGUUUGUGGUGGAUGGCUUCGAGGAGCUGAAGGUGCCGGCGGGGGUGCUGAUCCAUGACAUCUGUAGUGACUGGAACCAGAAGAAGCCRGUGCCCRUCCUGCUGAGCAGCUUGCUGAAGAGGAAGAUGGUGGCCAAGGCCACCCUGCUGGUCACCACGCGGCGCGAGGCCCUGCGGGAGCUUCUGCUCCUUGUGGAACAGCCGCUGCUGGUGGAGGUGGAGGGCUUCUCGGAGGCCGACAGGGAGCAGUUCUUCCUGAGACACUUUGAGGACACGGACCAGGCACUGCGAGCUCUGGACACCAUAAAGCACAGCCCAGCCCUGUUCCACCUGGGCRCUGCGCCCGCCGUGUGCCAGCUGCUCUGCRCAASUCUAAAGCUCCUGAUGGACKGYGGAGAGGACCCUGGCUUGGCUUGCCAGACCACCACAUCAYUGUUCCUGAGGUUCCUCUGUGACCAGUUCACGCCAGCGCCCAGCGGCCAUCCCCAGCACCACCUGCAACGCCCUCUGAAGGCCCUGUGUCUCCUGGCUGCUCAGGGCCUGUGGACCCAGUUGUCCCUGUUCGACACAGAAGACCUGGAGCCACUUGAGGUGGAAGAGGCUGACCUCCGUCCCUUCCUGGACAAGCAUGUCCUCCAGAGGGACAGAGACCAUGAGGACUGCUUCUCCUUCAUCCACCUCAGCAUGCAGCAGUUCCUGGCGGCCGCCUUCUACAUCCUGCGGUUCCCCGGGGACAGCAAGUGGCAGGGCUCCAUGUUGGACAUCAGGGGUGUGCGAGAGCUGUUCUCCACGGAGGCCAGAGCAAGGAAUCCCCAGCUGGCCCAGGCCAGCCGCUUCCUGUGGGGCCUCCUGAACGGGGCCAGGGCGAGGGAGCUGGAGGCCACUUUCAGCUGCCAAGUGUCCUUGGAGGCCGUGCAGGAGCUGCUGCAGCGCACGUCGGAGGAGGAGGAGCCCGUGCUGUGGGCAGUGGGCCUUCUGGAGGUCUUCCACUGCCUCUACGAGUCUCAGGACCCAGAGCUGGUGAGCAAAGCCACGGCCGCUCUGAAGGACGCAUCCCUGCACCUGACCACCAGCCAGGACCUCCUGAGCUGCUCCUUCUGCCUCCGGCACUGCCAGGACCUGCAGAGGCUCUCGCUGCGGGUGGCCAAGGGGGUGCUCCUGGAGGAGAAGAUGGCCGUGCUGGAGCCCUGCCUGCGGGGUGUGAGGUCUCGGCCAGACAGUGAGACACUCUGCCUCUGGAUGGACCUCUGCUCUGUGGUCUCUAACAAGAACCUGCGUGCCCUGGACAUCAGCGGGAGCUUCCUGAGUGAGCCAGCCGUGAGGCUUCUCUGUGACUGUAUGACCCACAUUUCCUGCCGUCUGCAGACCGUGACGGCUAGGAACGUCUUCCCUGUGACUGCUUACCAGGACUUGUGUCUGGCGCUCCUGGGCAAGAGGACCCUGACUCACCUGACGUUGGGAGGCAGCGUCCCGGAGGCAAAGAUGAUGCAGCUGCUGGGAGAGACCCUCAAACAUAAUCGGUGCCGCCUGCAGUGCCUGAGGCUGGGGCUCUGUUCUGCCCCCACCCAGCAUUGGUCAUACCUCUUCCUGACCCUCCAAGCCCCCUAUUCCCUGACAUGCCUGGACCUCUCCGACAGCGAGCUCCUGGACGAGGGGGCCAAGCUGCUGUGCGCAGGGCUGAGGUACCCCACGUGCCCCGUGCAGAGGCUGUCGUUGGAGAACUGUCAACUCACGGAAGCCUGUUGCAAGGAAGUGUCUGUCACUCUGGUCGUCAGCCAGAGACUGACACACCUGUGCCUGGCUGAGAACGACCUCGGGGACAAUGGGGUGGAGACCCUGUGUGAGGGCUUGCGCUACCCCUACUGCCAGCUGCAGGCGCUGGUGUUGCGGGACUGCAAAGUGGGGAAACGUGGAUGCAGACAACUCUCGACGCUGCUCCGGGAGAACUGCAGCCUCACACACUUGGACCUGGGCCUGAAUCCCAUAGCUGCUGGGCUGUGGUUUCUCUGUGACGCCUUGAGGAAUCCAAAUUUCCACCUAAAGUACCUAGGGCUCUGGGGAUGCUCCCUCACCCCUCUGCACUGUCAGAAGCUGGCAUCUGCCCUCAUGAGCAACCAGACGCUGGAGACUCUGGACCUGGGCCAGAACGCCUUGGGACUGAGCGGAGUGACCGUGCUCCUGGAGGCCCUGAGGGACAGCAGCGGGCCCCUGAGGACRCUCAGGUUGAAGAUGGAUGCGUGGAACGCGAAGGUCCAGGAGGUGCUGAGGGAGGUGAAGGAGAGCAACCCUGGCCUGGCCCUGGACAGUGCCGUGGGGACGAGGGCUCCCUCCUGCUGCCAGUUCUUUUUCUCCACACCCUGAGUCUCUCUCCCUCCUGGCUGUGUGUCCCAGGG
Messenger RNA from Urocitellus parryii (Arctic ground squirrel), 2894 nucleotides. Lineage: Eukaryota; Metazoa; Chordata; Mammalia; Rodentia; Sciuridae. The record is from RefSeq and is a predicted model, not a curated record.